AUGACUAGUUUGGCUUCUACACGUUUAAUGCAAGAACGCAGGAUUUGGCGGAAAAAUCAUCCAUUUGGAUUUGUUGCUGUACCAAGAAAAAAUUCUGAUGGAACAUUAAAUUUAAUGAUUUGGGACUGUGCUAUUCCUGGAAAAGAAAAUACAAAUUGGGAAGGAGGUCUUUAUAGAUUAACAAUGGAGUUUAAACAAGAAUAUCCUGAUGUACCGCCAAAAUGCAAAUUUGAUCCUCCAAUAUUUCACCCAAAUAUUUAUCCUUCUGGUACUGUCUGCUUGUCUCUACUAGAUGAACGUAAAGAUUGGAACUGUAGAUUGACUAUUGGUGAAAUAUUACUUGGUAUUCAACAAUUAUUAACUAAUCCUAACAAUGAGGAUCCCGCUCAAUCUGAAGCUUUUCAAAUUUUUAAAAGUGAUAUAAAUCUUUACAGUAAAAAAGUUAAAGAACAAGCAGCUCGUUUCCAACGUGAUAUUGUACUCAAACAAAUGAAUAUGUAA
Molecule: messenger RNA, 501 nt
Organism: Strongyloides ratti
Lineage: Eukaryota; Metazoa; Nematoda; Chromadorea; Rhabditida; Strongyloididae
Product: SUMO-conjugating enzyme UBC9
Exons: 2
Coding region: 1-501 (166 amino acids)
Biological process (GO): protein sumoylation
Cellular component (GO): nucleus
Molecular function (GO): SUMO conjugating enzyme activity
Source: RefSeq, a predicted model, not a curated record